CCGCCGCCCGCCGCCGCCGCCGCCGCCGCCCGGCCUCCGGCUGCCGCUGCUGCCGCUGCUGCUGCUGCUGCUGGCCCGGCCCGCGCCGUGCGCCCCAGGGGAGCCCGGCUCAGCCCUGCCCCGCCCGGCGCCCGAGUCCCCAGGGAUGAGCACCGGGCCCGCACCUGUGGCCUUAACCGAGCCGGCACCUCCGGGGUCCCUGGCCAGCCCCGCUCCCUCGACCCCCGCUUCAGACACCGCCUGGUUUGGCCCCGAGGACGGCGUCUGGGUGGCCAGUGACGAGGCGCCCCUCGAGGAGGAGGACAUGGACAACUUUUUGCCGGACGCCCACUGGCCCGCCUCUCCGCUCCCGUCCCUGCCCGCCGGCCCCCCAGGCCAGCCCCCGGGCCCGGGGGACUCUGUGUUCACACCGGCUCUCCCCGAGACGGCUCUGCGGGACAAGGACGUGGCUGCGGCCUGGCCCAGCCCUGGCCAGUGGCCGGCAACCGCGGCCGAGACGCCCCGGCCUUCCCGCACCACCUCCUGGCCGGCGGCGCAUCCGGCGUCCGAGGGCACCGUGCCAACUCCUGCGGGGGCCUCGGUGCCGUCCCCCACGGCCCCCUACGAGCCCCUGACCGGCAGGACCACGCCCGAGAGCUCGGGGUUCGCACUCAGCUCUGCGGGGAGCCCCCUGGGGGCCGCCUCCUCUCCCGGGCCCCUGCCCUCAGGGGCAAGUGUCACCCCGCGGCUGCUCCCAACCUCCUCUGGGGACGCCGCUCCAGCCGCAAGCGCAGCCACACUCUCCCAGGGGCCCCGGGCCGGCAGUCUGCGUGAGACCCUCUCUUCUGGAACCUUCCCCUCCGGCCCCCUGUCUCCCACGGCCUCCCCCCUCAGCACCGCCUGGGUCUGGUCCCCGACCCCGCCUGCCUUUGUGGACGUGUCGGCCGCGUGGGCCGAGGUCUCACCGCACCCUCUCCUCCCCAGCCGGGCCCACGAGGUGGCGGCACAGUGGCCAGGCCUGGCCGUGCCUUCUGAGCCUGCGGACAUGCCGGGCUCCGUGGACACGCCGGGGCCUGUGGACACGCCGGGCCCCGUGGACACGCCGAGCCCCGUGGACACGCUGAGCCCCGUGGACACGCCGGGCCCUGUGGACACGCCGAGCCCCGUGGACACACUGAGCCCUGUGGACACACCGAGCCCCGUGGACAUGCCAAGCCCCGUGGACACGCUGGGCCCUGUGGACACGCCGGGGCCCGUGGACAUGCCGAGCCCUGUGGACACGUCAAGCCCCGUGGACACGCCGAGCCCUGUGGACACGCUGAGCCCCGUGGACACGCCGGGCCCUGUGGACACGCCGAGCUCUGCCACGGCGGCGGUGACGAUGCUCACGGUGCACAGUCCCUGGACCCGCUGUGCGUCCUGCCCUGGGCUGGCCCCUGGGCCCAGCCCGGCCGCCAGCAUCGCCGAGAAGGACGUGGGCUCAGGGGAUGGGCCCGAGACACCAGCCCCGGCCCCGCCCAGCAGCCGCGGCCCCGCCACACCCAGCCGCAGCGCCGCCGACUUCCCCGACGACGACGACUAUGGCCACGAGGAGGAGCCCCCUGGGUUCAACACGCUCUUCCCCUCCCGGCCCGUCGUGGCCUUUUCCUCCCCGCCCGCGCCCGCGCCCGAGAGCGGCGUCCAGGGCUCCACGGAAGGCGGCCUGCCCCGGGUCCCCACCGUCCACGUGGGCUCGGCCCAGGGCCCCCCGUCCACUCCCGCAUCUCCCAGGUCCUCUGCCGCCGCUGCCACCGCCACCCCGGCCUGGUUUCCAGGCGCCCCCACCACCGCGCCCCCGGGGGCCUGGACAGAGGUGUCGGCUGCUUCCCCGGGCCCGCCCCCCACACACACGGUCACGCCGUGGCCUGCUCUCAGGGACCCAGGCCCCACCACGGCUGAGCCGGGCCCUUCCCGAGAGUCCCUGCUGGACCGUCCAGGCCCCACCCUGCGGGAAACGGGGGGCGCCUGGGAGGCCCCCUCCAGCGCCUUCUCCACCCCGCCGCUGGACCCCGCCAGCCCCGUCCCUGCCUCCUGGACGGUCCUCGCAGCGUCUCCAUCCGAGGCAAGGCGUGCAGCCACCUUCCUGUCCUGGGACACCUCCACCGUGCGGGGGACACCUUUCCUGUCUGACUCGGCCUCCCCGCAGGCCCCUCUGCCCUCCUCGGCCCCUUUCGGGAGCUCCGACCCUCCUCUGCUCUGGCCAAGCUCAGCGCUGGACACGCAGUCCCUCCUCUCCGGGCCCGCCUCGCUGUCCCCUCUCUCCAGCGGCCCCUCUGCCCCUCCCCCAUUUUCCGAGGCGCCCUGGACCGUGUGGUCCCAAGGGGUCUCUCGAACCACGGACCCUGCAGCUCCCUCCAGCCAGACGGUCGCCGAGGCCGCCUCCUGGUUGCAGCAGCUCCCCCCACCCUCUCCGGAGCCGGCUGGCCCUAGCCCGACGCCCUCCAGCCCCGCGCCCACCCGAGACAGUCUAACCGCCGGGACCCUGGACACGCGGCUCUCCUCGCCCGCGCCCUCCCCUCCUGCGGCAGCUGCCUCCCCGCCGCUGUCCCCUCUCUGGUCAGCCCCGGCCCCCUCUGAGGCCAGCCCCUGGGUGCAGGACGCCCGCACUCCCGCCACCUCGUUUCUUUCUGCCGUCGUUCCCGCCACGCUCUGGGUCUCUGCCGGGCCCUCGUUUGUUUCCGAGGCACGCCCCACCCCCCCACCUGCGGAGCCGACGUUUGGGGGGCUGUCGCCCGUGCCCACCCGUGUCGCCUGGAGCAGCUCCGUGGACCCGGGCGUGGCCAGGACCAGCGCCACCCCUGACGUGACCGCCGACCCCACCCCGGACCACAGGCCCAUGGGCGAGGACCCCCGCGGGAGCAUCUCAGCGUCCCCCCUGCCGUCCCUUCGUCCUGUGAGCACCCCCAGUCCUGAAGCCAUGGUUGAUACCCCGGCCCUGCUCACCACCCGGCCACCCUACGUGUGUGACAUCACCGUGCCCGACGCCUACCUGAUCACGACGGUGCUGGCCCGGAGAGCGGUGCAGGAGUACAUCAUCACGUCCAUCAAAGAGGUGCUGCGGGUCCACUUCAACCGAGCCGUGGAGCUCAAGGUUUAUGAACUGUUUGCUGACUUCACUUUUCUGGUAACAUCUGGACCUUUCGUUUACACGGCAAUAUCUGUCAUAAAUGCCCUGAUUAACAGUAAACUUGUCCGUGACCGAACCCCGUUAAUCCUGGCCGUGAAACCUUCUUUCCUGGUCCCAGAGUCCAGGUUCCAAGUUCAAACAGUGCUCCAGUUCGUGCCUCAGAGCGUGGACACCGGCUUCUGCAACUUCACGCAGCGCCUGGAGAAGGGCCUGGUGCUCGCCCUGUGGGAGGUGCGGCGGCACCCGCAGGGCCCUCUGAACCUCACGGUGCAGGUGAGCCCGUGGGGCCCCGCCGGGCUCGGCACCCGUCUGUGUGUAGCUUGGGGGCCACACUGGCAAACAGGCUCUCCGCCAGCCCUGCCCCCUAACCCCACUUCCCUCCAUCGCUUCCUGCAGCCCUAG
This is a messenger RNA of Sorex araneus (European shrew), 3547 nucleotides long. Its product is annotated as UPF0606 protein KIAA1549-like. The record is from RefSeq and is a predicted model, not a curated record. Bases 146 to 3547 code for a protein of 1133 amino acids. Lineage: Eukaryota; Metazoa; Chordata; Mammalia; Eulipotyphla; Soricidae. The transcript has 6 exons.